Messenger RNA from Salvelinus fontinalis (brook trout), 351 nucleotides. Its product is annotated as keratin-associated protein 4-4-like. The record is from RefSeq and is a predicted model, not a curated record. The transcript has a single exon. Bases 1 to 351 code for a protein of 116 amino acids. NCBI's taxonomy places the organism in Eukaryota, Metazoa, Chordata, Actinopteri, Salmoniformes, Salmonidae.
AUGGACCUCUACACCACCUGUUGCAGCAGCAUGGACCCCUAUACCACCUGCUGCAGCAGCAUGGACCUCUACACCACCUGCUGCAGCUGCAUGGGCCUCUGCACCACCUGCUGCAGCAUCCUGGACCCCUACACCACCUGCUGCAGCAGCAUGGACCCCUACACCACCUGCUGCAGCAGCCUGGAUCUCUACACCACCUGCUGCAGCUGCAUGGACCUCUACACAGCGUGCUGCAGCAGCAUGGACCCCUACACCACCUGCUGCAGCAGCCUGGAUCUCUACACCACCUGCUGCAGCAGCAUGGACCUCUACACCACCUGCUGCAGCAGCAUGGACCCCAACACCACUUGA